AAGCGCUAUUAAGGGGGGAGUGGAUGGGCAAAACACACCAGAGCGCUACUACAGCGAACACUUGCGUCCUCAUCUGACUGCCUGGACACACCGAUCUGCUUUCUGUUUGAGGAUGCAGACGGGGAGGAGCAGCAGCCAGGGAGAGGGGGAUUCCACAGGGAACUUCAGGCUACACAUGGUCACGUGGAACGUGGGCACUGCGGAACCCCCGAGUGAUGUCACUUCCUUGCUGCAGCUGGACUCGCAGGAUGCAGUCGACCUCUACGUGAUUGGUCUGCAGGAGGUGACUGCGACGCCUCUGCGCUUCAUUUCGGACCUCGCCUAUGAUGACUCCUGGAGCCAUGCCUUUAUGGCCACUCUGGCACCAAUGGGCUAUGUCAAGGUAUCCUCCAUUAGAAUGCAGGGGCUCCUCCUCUUGCUCUUUUCCAAACUGGCCCAUGUUCCCUUCAUCCGGGACAUCCAGACCACUUACACACGCACCGGCAUCUUCGGCUACUGGGGCAAUAAGGGCGCGGUGUCCGUGCGUCUGUCCUUCUACGGCCACAUGCUGUGCUUCCUGAACUGCCACCUGGCGGCACACAUGCAGUACGCCACGCAGCGGGUCGACGAGUUCGAGUACAUCCUGGACACGCAGGACUUCCACAUGCACAACACGCCACACGUGCUGGACCACAGGGUGGUCUUCUGGUUCGGGGAUCUGAACUUCCGGAUCGCAGAUCACGGCAUGCACUUCCUGCGGUCCGCCAUCAACAGCAACCGCCUGAACCUACUGUGGGACAGGGACCAGCUGACUAUGAUGAAGAAGAAGGAGGCCUUCCUCCAGGAGUUUGAGGAGGGGCCUCUCAGCUUCAAGCCCACGUACAAAUUUGACCGGGGUACCGAGAACUAUGACACAAGGGCACAGAAGACUUGGUUGGGGUUUAAUGGUAAGAAGCGGAAGCCCGCUUGGACUGACAGGAUCUUGUGGAGAGUGAAGCCCGAAGCCCCGCCCCCAGAGCAGAGUGAGACCAAGUUGCAGGACCAGGGCCAUGACUCUUUGCUUAAAGUGUCGCAGGACACUUACACCUGUGACAUGAACUACGGUGUGAGCGACCACAAGCCUGUUAUCGCCACCUUCAGGCUGGAGCUGCAGAAGAAGUGUGAAACCCCGCUGGUCCGCGUGUGCGCGGAGGAAGAGUGGAGCGCCGACCGCGACGUCAUCGUGGCAUACAGCAUUCUGGAGCCCUUCCCCUCCAGCACCUGGGACUGGAUCGGCCUCUACAAGGUUGGGUUCAAGAGUGCCAAAGACUACGUGACUUACACCUGGGUAAAGGACGAUGAGAUCUCUAGCAGCGAUGAGCUUAUAAAGGUUUACAUGAGUAAGGAGGAGAUCCCGUUACUUGGAGGAGAAUACAUUCUCUGUUACUAUAGCAGCAAUAUGCAGAGCAUUGUGGGUAUCAGCGACCCUUUCCAGGUGCAGGAGUCCAAGGCAGCCAUUGAACAGGGUUUGGUGCCUGAGAACAUCAACGGAUUGGACAAGUUUACUGCCAAUUAAUGCCAGCGCUGCAGACACGCCCCCUUCCUCGGAGCAGUCGGAUAGGCCCCGCCUCCCCGGAGCCGCGCCCGCUGGUCCCAGCAGAGCUGGGAGAUCUGCUGUGCUGCUGCACGUCCUCGUUCCUCUCCAAGAUCCUCUUUAUGACUGAAUACUCAACUCCACUGUUGCCUCUUGCCCUUUAAGAUGGCCCUCUUGUACGGUACAGCAUGUCGAAAAUUUUCCGUUUUCACGUUUACAGGCAUUAUGUUCCUUCUUAAGUCACAUUAUGCCAGAAAUGGCUUUGCAUGCCAUGCAUAAUGGAAUUCCCAUGUUCAUAUUGUGCUUAUUGUAUUGUAAACAUAAAAACAUAAAAUAAAAUAAAUUAAAAUAAAUUUUUGAUCAAAUGAAAGAUUGAGAUUCAAACUUAGGCUCCUAAUUAGAUGAAGACGUGUUUAAUAUCUCCUUCAAAUGUAUGAACACUAUGAAUUCUUCAUUAUCUUCUCGUGGUUAGUGUUAGUGGCCAGUUGUCAAUGCUGUCUCAUCAAUAGAGCCUGUUGAUUCACCUCAGCCUUUAAUUUGAUCAUUUAAAAUAUAAUUUACCAUGUUUGCAAUCUAGUACAAUAAGCAGAAUUUGAACAUGGGAAUUUUCAUAUUUUAUUCAUGGCAUGUAUCGCUAUUCUGAUAUGGCGUGGUUUAAGACGGUAAAUAAUUCUUCUAAACAUGAAAAGUACUGGGAGUGCAGUUGUGGUUGGAAUGAAAACCAGCAUGCACAAGGACCCCGAGGACUGCGUUUGGGAACCAGUCACUGGAUGUGGUUAUGUAGAGAAGGCACAGAGAGGCUUGUGUGUGUGUGUGUGUGUGUGUGUGUGUGUGUGUGUGUGUGUGUGUGUGUGUGUGUGUGUGUGUGUCUGUGUCUGUGUCUGUGUGUCUGUGUGUGUGAGUCCAAGGGGGCUAGUGAGCUGUUACCCACCGGAAGGAUACCUUUUUUCUUUUAAUCGAUAUUUUAAUCAAUAGUCAAUAUUAUUGUAUAAAACCGUGUAGAAAGUCAAAGUGAAUGAGAGAUACCAAAUAGAAUAAUAUUAUGAAAAAACAUAAGUAUAUAUAAAUAUAUAUUUUCUUAGUUGUAAUUUUUAUAUAUUAUCAUUAACUGCCUGAGUCUUGAGAUGUGCUGUAAUUUAAAAAAAUGUGUGUUGAUCACAUUCAGAAUUAUGUUAUUGUAGCUUUCUGUUUGUUACAAUAUUUGAAGUCACAAAUUUGCACAAUUUUUUCUGUUCAUGGAUCUUUAAAUCUGUAUAUUCUGAGACCUAGUUGUCAGACUGUUCAUGUUACUAAUGAUGUUUAAUUGUGUAUGCGUGUCUUAUUUCUGACAUAUGGAAUUCUAAAAAAAUUAGGGAGAUAAAUGAAAAUUAAACAAUGGACCUAAUGUAACAAAAUAACAAACGCACCUGCAAAUGAACACACAAACAAGCUAAGGACUGAAAGAAAUGACUGUCUGCAGUCACAUAUCUGAGCCUGUGUGUGUUACAAUGCUCACAUGCAUUCAAACUACAUGACAAUACCUAGUUUUGUAACCAUUUCUUGCAGGAUAAUUCUUAUUGAAAUGUUCUUAUUCUGCUUCUCCCUCUGGCAAACUGAUUUAUUGAUGUUAAUUCUGAAAUUUAGAUUUAGUCUGUGUGUACGCAAGUGUGUGUACGACAUCAAUAUUGUACUCAUCGUAAUCUCUAACCAAAACCUGGCCACAAGUCUGAAAAUUCAAGAAUUAUUUAUUUCCAGUUAUUUCCAGAAUAUCUUUUGAAUGUUAUAUGCUUUGCAUAUUUGGUCUGCAGCCAUUGCUGUGACCCUCCCUUCCUUCGCUCUGUCUCUUUCUCCUUUCUCCUCCUCUCUCUCCCUCCCUCCCACUAUGGAAAGCCUGAAGUGCUCUUUUCUUGGUGGAAAAACAGAAAACAAAUGGCAAACAAACACAAAUGUUUUAUGAAAAAUCUUGUCCUAAUAAACACAGAAAUAAA
This is a messenger RNA of Conger conger (European conger), 3519 nucleotides long. Its product is annotated as inositol polyphosphate 5-phosphatase K-like. The coding region runs from base 113 to 1534 and encodes 473 amino acids. NCBI's taxonomy places the organism in Eukaryota, Metazoa, Chordata, Actinopteri, Anguilliformes, Congridae. Gene Ontology annotation, cellular component: plasma membrane; cytoplasm; ruffle. The transcript has 14 exons. The record is from RefSeq and is a predicted model, not a curated record. Gene Ontology annotation, molecular function: inositol bisphosphate phosphatase activity; phosphatidylinositol-4,5-bisphosphate 5-phosphatase activity; phosphatidylinositol-3,4,5-trisphosphate 5-phosphatase activity. Gene Ontology annotation, biological process: negative regulation of phosphatidylinositol 3-kinase/protein kinase B signal transduction; negative regulation of insulin receptor signaling pathway; phosphatidylinositol dephosphorylation.